GCCAACAGCCAACAGCCAAGAUGCUGAGUGGCGGUGGUGGCGGAUGAUCUGGUGAAGGCUGCAGGCUGCCAAGUUGAUCAAAGUAUUUAAAAACUAACUGUGCGUGGUGAGUUUGUUCAAUGGUGUCGCAUACGUAGACAUUAACGGACGUGUCAAAGGUCGAGAAGUGCGAGUCAAGUGUGUUUUAUGAAAAUACUACAAAGUGUUUAAUACGAGUAAUAACAAAAUAGAGAAAAAAGGAGUUUGAAAAAAGCGCAAUUGUGAAAAAAUAAAAUAUAAUAAAAAAAUAUGCUGACGAAUAUUGAGAACAACGGCGGUGGCGGUGCAUUAGUGAGCCUCAGCAAGGUGGCACUCACUACACCCUUUUCGAUAAAUGACAUUUUAACGCGCAAUAACAAUAAUUUAAAUGCAGUUGAACAAGAACAAGCACAACAACAACGUAGACGGCAUGUGACCGACUCUGAAAUGGCGUUGAGUGCGGAAGUGGCAGCUGCCGAGUUACGGCAAAAUAAAGCGCGCGAAUUAAAAAACGAUUUAAAAAUGUCCGGGUCUUGCUGCCAUAUCGCGGCAGGUGAAUCCCCUGGUUACAGGCUAACUUCCGGUUUAGAAAAUAACUCGUCGCGUAAUUCGUCCAACAAUCCUAGCCCUAUUUGUGAGAUGCGCACAGCGGUAGCGAAAUUUUCGAGACAAAGUUUAAUGGAACGCAGAGGCGGCGGCGGUGGUGGUGGUGUAUCGGCAGUUGGUAGUAAUAGUAAUGAAAACACUGAUUAUAUGCCCUACUACAUGACGACGUUGGACAACAACAACCACAGUGAUUACCAUUUAGCGCGCAAGUUCGGCUAUAUUGGCGCUGGGAAUUUGGUUGGCAACCGCGAUUGCCCCAUCGACAUGCGACGUUGCAGCAAUAAUGAAUCAGAUUCAGAGUCCUCGCCUCCUCCAAUGUUGUCACUCUAUGGUGGCGCCUCAGCUAAUGCCGCUGCGAGUGCCUGUGGCGGCGGCGGCAGCACAUCACCUUCACUGCACGAAUCUGACACCCUCAACGGGUCAAUGAGCCGUAAGAAGCGUUCACGUGCUGCAUUCAGUCAUGCUCAAGUUUUCGAGUUGGAGCGACGUUUUGCACAGCAACGUUAUCUCAGCGGCCCGGAACGCGCCGAAAUGGCUAAAAACUUGCGCUUGACCGAAACGCAAGUGAAGAUUUGGUUUCAAAAUAGACGCUACAAGACGAAGCGUAAGCAAAUCCAGCAACACGAAGCAGCGCUAAUGAGCGCUGCCACCAAGCGCGUGCCGGUACAGGUGCUUGUGCGUGAGGAUGGAAGUGGUGCUGCAGCUGCAGCAGCGGCCGCCGCCUAUGCACACAUGUUGCCCACGCACGGCAUUGAUCCAGCACUGCUGCACAUUUAUCGUCACCAGCUGCAAAUGGCCUAUGGCGUUGGUGUGUCUUUGCCUCAAGUUUCGUUUCCUUAUUUUUAUCCACAAGCAGCGAAAAUACCCCAACCCAUCCCUCCACCCAGUCAGCCGACGACUGGCCAAGUUGUAGCUGGAAAUUUCAGCGCUCAAAUGGCAGGAAAUCACAACAACAACAAUAAUAACAACAACAUUGAUAUUUCGAAAAAUGCAUUGAACUUUGCUAAAAUGGAACAAGGCAUGCGGUACAUUCAUUGUUCGUCGGCCUCUUCGUCACCCACCCAUGUCAACGCCCACGGCAGUGGAGAUGGCAGCAGUCCGUCGAGAUCGUGUUCCAGUCCGCCGCUCGCAGAUGCUGCUGCUGAAAGCGGCGCUGAUACCCACUCUGCAACGACCGAGGAUUGCGAUGAAAAUGUGGAAAUAGAUUAAGUUCGUAGAAAAAAUAUUUAACCAGAAUGCCGGUGUGUGAGUUGAUUGAGUGACAAAGUGACGCAUAAUUAGCAAAUAAUAUUCUUAAUCAAUACCGAAAUUUGUGAUAGUGAAAGUUUUAAUUAGUUUAGAUGUAUGCAUGAGUGUUCGCUGCUUCCCCUAAUUUUAAUCAGUUGCUUAGUUUAGUGUGCAUUAGACAUAAUUAAAUGUGAAAAUGUAUUAUG
Molecule: messenger RNA, 2057 nt
Organism: Anastrepha ludens (Mexican fruit fly)
Lineage: Eukaryota; Metazoa; Arthropoda; Insecta; Diptera; Tephritidae
Gene: bap
Product: homeobox protein bagpipe
Exons: 3
Coding region: 289-1833 (514 amino acids)
Biological process (GO): cell differentiation; regulation of transcription by RNA polymerase II
Cellular component (GO): nucleus
Molecular function (GO): RNA polymerase II cis-regulatory region sequence-specific DNA binding; DNA-binding transcription factor activity, RNA polymerase II-specific
Source: RefSeq, a predicted model, not a curated record